AUGGCGAACCAGCAAGCCAACACCACUCAGUUCACCACUGCAUCUUCUGUGGACCAACUUCAGAAAAUCGGCGCAGGCCAUUGCGGUUCCGUUUGGGCCGUUGCUCCGACCACCCAACCAUGCAAUUCCUCGACAACUCCAGCCCUGGUCAUCAAAAGGGAAGACUGUGGCGAAGGUCGAUCAAUCACUCACGAGUAUGACAUGCAUCUACACAUCAUCAAGAGUCUUCAAACGCCUCGCGUACCAGAGGUUUUCCGGAAGCUUCGAGUCAACAUUCCACGAUGCGAAGGGUUCCUCAGUAACGAUGCAUCCGUCUGGCCUCAAGUCCUGCCGAGGCUUCCCAAGAAUCACACCUCAUGCAACGCACUCAUCAGCGAGAAGAUUCCACCGAUGCCUCGCCACAUCCGCAAACUUUUGGCCACAACUCUAGGCUUUGGGACCGACCCAGACGCCGUUGCUGAUGACGCAAGCAACUCACAUUGUCUCGUCCGGCCUUAUAUGGGCCGCCGAAAGAACAACCACGACACCUACCAGAACCGGCCAACGAGUUUCAGAUUCUACAGUCUCAGGAACUUACCACUUUCUGUUGACAUCAUGGAGGGUCUCGGUUUGGAUCUUGACAGUUACGCUUUGGCAAUGGCAGACGCUCUCGCCUUUCUGUACUGGACUGCCAAGGUCGAUGCAAACGACGUCGAGUUUGCGCUGGCGCAACAUCGGGAAUCCGCCUUCGAAACCAAUCAACCCGUUGCACCGAGCUUGGGAAUCACGAGCUUUUACUCGGAAGCCUUCGGAUCACACAGCAUGUGGAUACUAGAUUUUGACUGCUGUCGAGAAAUGACCAUGGACGAAGCUGGCAUCAGACAAGCUUGCAGAAGCUUCUGGCGAAAUGACCCUUACUACCCGCGCCCAUCGCGCCCAGGCAGCAACGGCGACCCUGAAGACCAAAGACUCUGGGGUGUUUUCCAAGACCGGUUCUUGGAGACGAGCGACCGGCUCCUUCAAGAUGAGGAGGACAGUGUCAGACAGCUCCCGAGACAGCUUGUCAAUUUGAUCCUGCAAACAAAGGGAAUGUUCAAUAAGGGAACCGAAUUCUGGUAG
Colletotrichum karsti is the source of this 1098-nucleotide messenger RNA. RefSeq lists its product as uncharacterized. The record is from RefSeq and is a predicted model, not a curated record. Bases 1 to 1098 code for a protein of 365 amino acids. The transcript has a single exon. NCBI's taxonomy places the organism in Eukaryota, Fungi, Ascomycota, Sordariomycetes, Glomerellales, Glomerellaceae.